CAAAUCGAAACUGAGACCCGUCCGGUCCAGUACAUGAACCGUAUUGCUUUAAUAUAGCCAGCCAUUGAUACGAUACAAAGAAACACAGUGGCCUUGGCCCCUAGGGCUAAAUUUUUUUUGCUGAUCUGUUUCGAUGUCGGACUCGAAGUUCUUCUGAUCGUCAAUCAAUUUCAAUUUGCUUGUCUUUUUCCCAACGAAUCAUUCUCUCCCCUCCAGGUUUUUUACUUUCUUUAUUGUUGAUGGACAUCCAAGAUUAUGCAGGGUUAUCUGAAACCCUACAGAUGCUUCCACCUCCACCUGGAAGUUUUUUAGAUCGAGAAGAACUUAUCCAACAUGUUGGGGAGUUUGCCAUAUCCCAGGGAUAUGUUGUAACUAUCAAGCAAUCUAAGAAGGACAGAGUGGUAAUCCUUGGCUGUGACAGAGGAGGUGUUUAUCGUAAUAGACGAAAACCUAUUGAUGAGGCAUCUGGUGAACAUUCUCGCAAAAGAAAAACAGGUUCUCGGCUUACAAAUUGUCCAUUUGAAUGUGUGGGUAAAAAGGAUGAUGGCUUGUGGGUGCUCACCAUUAAAAAUGGCGAGCACAACCAUGAACCAUUGAAGGACAUUUCAGAGCAUCCUUCUGCUCGUCGCUUCACAGAGACAGAAGUGCUUUUAAUUAAAGAGAUGACAGAAGCUGGUUUAAAGCCACGCCAAAUUCUAAAGAGGUUGAGACAAAGCAAUCCAGAGCUUUUAUCUACGCCAAAGCAUGUUUACAAUGUCAAGGCUAAGCUCCGACAUGGAAACCUUGCAGUGAAGAGAUUCAAGACAUUGAGACCUCAAGCAUCUGUUGUGGGAAACAUACAUCUCCCGUCAACUAGUGAGCCAUCUUGGAGGCAGCGCUACCCUCCGCAGAGGGUUCCCAAUCUCAUUGGCGGUAGAUUUGUUGAUUCGCAAUCAUUGGCAUCCAUUGACAUAAUAAAUCCUGCAACGCAACAAGUUGUCUCUCAAGUUCCUUUAACCUCAGCUGAAGAAUUCAGAGCUGCAGUAUUUGCUGCAAAAAGGGCUUUUCCAUCAUGGCGAAACACACCAGCUACCACCCGUCAACGUAUCAUGUUCAAGCUCCAAGACCUUAUCCGGAGAGACAUUGACAAGCUUGCGUUGAAUAUUACUACUGAGCAGGGUAAAACAUUGAAGGAUGCAUACAGUGAAGUUUUACGUGGGCUAGAGGUUGUGGAGCAUGCUUGUGGAACGGCAAGUCUGCAAAUGGGGGAGUUUGCCUCAAAUGUACCGAAUGGAAUUGACACUUACAGCAUUAGAGAGCCACUUGGUGUUUGUGCUGGGAUUUGUCCUUUCAACUUCCCAGCAAUGAUUCCAUUAUGGAUGUUUCCCAUUGCAGUUACAUGUGGCAAUACAUUUAUUCUAAAGCCUUCUGAGAAAGAUCCAGGAGCUUCUAUUAUACUUGCAGAGUUAGCAAUGGAGGCUGGGUUGCCCAAUGGUGUCUUAAGCAUUGUUCAUGGCACCAAUGAGAUCAUGAAUGCUAUCUGUGAUGAUGACGAUAUUAAAGCUAUAUCAUUUGUUGGUUCCGAUACAGCUGGCAGGUAUUUAGAUGCUAGAGCAUCAGCUAGUGGUAAACGUGUUCAGUCCAAUAUGGGAGCCAAAAAUCCAGCAAUUGUCCUGCCUGAUGCAAACAUGGAUGCUACCUUGAAUGCAUUAGUUGCCGCUGGUUUUGGUGCUGCAGGACAGAGGUGCAGGGCAAUCAGCGCAGUUAUUUUUGUCGGAAGCUCAAAUUCAUGGGAGGACAAACUAGUGGAGCGUGCUAAAUCACUUAAAGUAAAUGCUGGAACUGAACCAGAUGCAGACCUUGGUCCUGUGAUUAGCAAACAGGCAAAAGAGCAUGUAUGCAGAUUAAUUCAGAAUGGUAUUGAUAGCGGUGCCAGACUAGCACUUGAUGGAAGAAACAUUGUGGUUCCAAGAUAUGAACUGGGCAACUUUAUUGCUCCCACCAUCUUAUCUGACGUCAGAAUUGACAUGGAGUGUUACAAGGAGGAAAUUUAUGGCCCGGUGCUUCUUUGCAUGGAGGCUGAUAACUUAGAGGAGGCCAUAAACAUUGUUAAUAGAAACAAAUAUGGCAAUGGAGCUUCUAUAUUUACGACAUCUGGUGCAGCUGCUAGGAAAUUUCAGACCGAGGUUGAGGCGGGGCAGGUCGGUAUAAAUGUCCCAGUUGCAGCCCCGCUACCCUUUUUCUCAUUUACUGGCUCCAAGGCAUCUUUUGCAGGAGAUCUCAAUUUCUUAGGCAAGGCAGGAGUACAGUUUUACACCCAUAUCAAAACAGUGACUCAGCAAUGGAAGGAUUUUUCUGUAGGCGACGGUGUAUCCCUAGCAAAUGAUGAGUCCCUGGUGUUGCCAACAUCGGAUGGAUCACAACAGGCACUGGCAACUUCUGAUGGAUCGCAACAGACAUUGCCAACAUCCGAUGGAUCACAACAGACCGCAACAGACAUUGGAAACUUCUGAUGGGUCACGACAGAUGCAAAUCGCCCAAUCAUCAUUCUAGUUUACACAUGUUUUUUUUUCUUUUUCUUUUUCUUUUUCUUUUUAUUAUUUGUAAUUUAUUUUUGUGUAUUUUUUCCUUUGUUUUGGAGUAGCUUCUGUAGAUUCUCUCUUAACCCUUCAAUGAUAAAAGUAGUCUUUCCCUUCUCUUUUCA
Molecule: messenger RNA, 2683 nt
Organism: Camellia sinensis
Lineage: Eukaryota; Viridiplantae; Streptophyta; Magnoliopsida; Ericales; Theaceae
Product: methylmalonate-semialdehyde dehydrogenase [acylating], mitochondrial
Biological process (GO): thymine catabolic process; L-valine catabolic process
Cellular component (GO): mitochondrion
Molecular function (GO): methylmalonate-semialdehyde dehydrogenase (acylating, NAD+) activity
Source: RefSeq, a predicted model, not a curated record